Molecule: messenger RNA, 1461 nt
Organism: Hylaeus volcanicus
Lineage: Eukaryota; Metazoa; Arthropoda; Insecta; Hymenoptera; Colletidae
Product: lysosomal acid phosphatase-like
Exons: 7
Coding region: 235-1269 (344 amino acids)
Biological process (GO): dephosphorylation
Molecular function (GO): phosphatase activity
Source: RefSeq, a predicted model, not a curated record
UAUAACAGUCUUGACACAAGUAACAUUAUAUUGUAUAAUACUGCUUCUCGUAUGGUGGGGGCAUAGAAUUUAUCUGGUGAUACUUCUUAAGGCCUCAGUACGCGCUCGUUCCGCACGUGUUACAACUCGUCCAAGUUCACUGGGUCGCCUGUGCCAAUUGAAGACGCCGCAACCAAUCACGAAAAAGAUGAUGAGAAAGCCCGCGACACUACUCUUCGAUUAGUAACAAUAGUAAUGAGACAUGGGGAAAGGGCACCGCAGGAUACCUACCCAAAUGACCCUUAUGCGAACAGUUCGAUGGAACCUUAUGGUUGGGGUCAACUGACAAACGAGGGAAGAAGGAGUCAGUACAAUCAAGGCCUUUUUCUGAGAGAUCGUUACGACGAUUUCCUGGGUUCGAUAUAUAAUCCCGACAUAUUUUAUUUGCAAUGUACCGCAGUGGAUCGUACAAAAAUGUCUGCAUUGCUAGAAGCAGCAGCUUUGUGGAAACCAAACGAAAAGCAAUCGUUCAAGCCUGAUCUACCAUGGCAACCUGUUACCCUAUUUUAUCAGCCGCGGUCAGAAGAUACAUUGAUGUUAAUUUGGGAUACUUGUCCGAAAUACACCAAGCUUCGACACGCAAUAAUGAGUUUACCAGAGAUUCAAAAAGUUCAAAACGAUAACAAACAAUUGUACGAAGAAUUGACGAACUUAACGGGUAUGGUAAUUUCGACUCCCGAUGAUGUCAGUUCACUUUACGCAACGUUAAUGGCAGAGGAACAAAUGAAUUUAACUCUUCCUGACUGGAUCGAAGAUUACUAUCCUGAUCGAUUGCUACCGUUGACAUUAUAUGACUUUCAACUUAAUACGUACAAUGAUACUCUCAGGAGAUUCAAGGGUGGACCUUUUCUGAAAAAGAUUGUCACCGACAUGCUAGAUAAGAAAGAUAAUAGUUUAGAACCUGAAGGAAGGAAAAUGUUUAUGUACGUAGGCCACGAUAGCACCGUCGUAACUUUGUUAGAUGCUUUGCAUGUGUGGAACAACCAACUACCUCAUUAUAAUAUCAUGACUAUGAUCGAAUUACACGAAAACAAAGAUGGAUGGAAUGUUCAGGUAUAUUUAAGAAAUACAACUGAUCAUGAACCAUACCCUCUGACUAUACCAGGAUGCACCACGAUUUGUCCCCUUGAAGAUUUUGUUCGCAUUUUCAAACCAACAAUACCGGACGAUUGGGAAGAAGAAUGCAAAGUUGAAGGGGAUUAUACACCUCCACCUGCUCCAGUUCCUUAAUUGUAAUAAUUUGUUUAGUUAAACUUUUCGUGUCAUUAAAGCAGGUUAGUAACUGAAGGCAAAUGUAAAACGUGUAAUGAGAAGCACAAAAUUAAAAUCAUGGAAAAAAAUGAUAUAAAUAAUUAAUUUUUAAUAAUAGGUUACUUUGUUAUAACAUGAAAUUUUUUGAACGAAUAAACAAAAAUGAGAAUA